Molecule: messenger RNA, 1047 nt
Organism: Papaver somniferum (opium poppy)
Lineage: Eukaryota; Viridiplantae; Streptophyta; Magnoliopsida; Ranunculales; Papaveraceae
Product: cytochrome P450 71A9-like
Exons: 2
Coding region: 1-1047 (348 amino acids)
Molecular function (GO): monooxygenase activity; heme binding; oxidoreductase activity, acting on paired donors, with incorporation or reduction of molecular oxygen
Source: RefSeq, a predicted model, not a curated record
AUGGUGAACUACUUCUUAUUGUUUCAAGACCAACUACGUAGAGCAAAAGCUUCUUGCACUCUGAUCCUCCUGCUUGUUUUAUUAACACUACCUUUGCUGGUAUUGUUGAGAAGAAUGAAGCGUCGAAGUUGGAGAUUACCUCCUGGUCCUAAUAGGCUUCCUCUCAUUGGAAACCUUCACCAGUUUGGCGACAUGACAGCUCAAUCACUUCAGAAGCUUUCUAAUAAAUAUGAACCUUUGAUGUUUAUCCAAAUAGGCUCACAUCCUGCUGUGAUGAUCUCAUCAACAGAUGUAGCUAAAGAAGUCUUCAAAACUCAUGAUAUUGUGUUUUCUGGUAGACCUGCGUUCUAUGGUCCAAAGAUUAUCUUUUAUGGGUGCACUGAUAUUGCUUUUUCUCCUUAUGGUGAGUACUGGAGAGAGAUCAGAAAGAUAUCAAUAUCAGAACUGUUGAGUCCAAAUAGAGUUGCAUCAUUUCGAGCUGUGAUGGAAGAGGAAGUAUCUAUUGUCAUCGAUCUUGUUCGCAAAUCUUCUGCAUCUAUGGUUCCCAUAAAUUUUACUGAGAUCUCAUGUUGUGUCAUAAACGAUGUAAUAUGUCGAACUGCCUUUGGUAGAAAAUUCGAACAGGGAGGUGGUAAGCUUUGUAGAAUUCUUCAAGUAACCCAGAAAAUGAUUGCUGGAGCCAUGACCACAGAUAUCUUCCUGUGGAUGGGUAGGAUCCACAGGUUUGAUGGAGUAAACGCGAAAUUAGAGGAUAAUUUCCAGCAAUUAGAGAGCAUAAUAGAUGAACACCUCGAACCCCAUAGACCCAGACCUGAAUUUGAAGAUUUUGUCGAUAUUCUACUCCGGCUUCAGAAGGACCUUGGUCAGAGUAUUUCCUUCGGUAGAGAUCAAAUUAAGGGAAUUCUCACGGACAUUUUUAUUGCUGGAACCGAUGCGUCUUCUUCGACAAUUGUGUGGGCAAUGACUACAUGGCUGUGCCCACAGAAUGUUGUCUUUGUAUCGUGGAUAAAGGUGACCGUGGCCUGGAAAAAAAUGGCCGGGGAGUAA